AUGGUUCUUAAUGUCAGCCCUGGCCUUACGUUGAGGCCCUUGGUACCUCAUAUGAAAUUUUGUGCGUUUGUUCGUCAUAAUCAUAUCAACCAUUAUAAUAACCUUAAUCUCAAAUCAAGGAACGCCUCUGCUUCAGAAAUCAAAUCGAACUUUCGCAAAUUAAGUUUGAAAUAUCACCCGGACAUGCUAAAAUCACAGAAUUUGAGUCCAGAAGAGAUCGAGACCAAGAAUCAGAGAUACCUACAGAUAAAAAAGUCUUAUGAGAUUCUCAUAGAUCCUAGCAAAAGAGCAUCCUAUGACACAUCUGUGCCGUCAGAGUCCGCCUCUCCUAGACCUAUGCAUAAUUUCAAGCCGUCACACAGACGAGCACCUUUUACAGCACAUGGGUACUCUCCGCGAAACUCUAAUUCGGAUGACGUUCCUCACUUUGAUUUUAAUAAGCAUCUCAAACGCAACAUUCGUAACGAGAAACGGAUGCACGAAAAUCGUAUGAUGCAAUCUGGCCACCCUACGCCAUACAACGUCCGCUAUUCAAACUUCAGAGGAGGAGUUUACGACCCGGCACAGCAUAGACAUUACAGCACCACGAUGCCAGCCCAAGGCCCGGUUAUUGGGCUCGUUGGUCUAUUGGUUGCUUUUUAUGCGCUAGGGUCAAUAAUUGGGUCUGAUGACAUUACCCAGAUUCCCCGCAAAAAGCAGAUUAGUGGUCGUAUUGCCCCCGAGGUGUCCUCCCGCGGACAAAGUGACUACUCCUCACAGCUGGUUUCCAGCGCAAUUACACAAUCGAAAUAG
Ogataea parapolymorpha DL-1 is the source of this 792-nucleotide messenger RNA. RefSeq lists its product as uncharacterized. The record is from RefSeq and is a predicted model, not a curated record. The coding region runs from base 1 to 792 and encodes 263 amino acids. Lineage: Eukaryota; Fungi; Ascomycota; Pichiomycetes; Pichiales; Pichiaceae. The transcript has a single exon.